AUGUCAGCACUACAAGACCUUAUUCCCACGGUUAAUAAGUUACAAGAUAUUGUGACCAACACCAAUCUGACCGAUCUGGAUUUGCCGCUUUUGACGGUGAUUGGAUCCCAGUCGGCGGGAAAGUCGUCUGUCUUGGAAAACAUCGUAGGAAAAGACUUCCUUCCAAGAGGAACCGGAAUUGUUACAAGACGUCCAUUAAUCCUACAGUUGAUCAAUAUCGAGAAGGAUGACCCGCUUGUUCACAGAGCAGACUUUGAGAUGGAUGAGGACCACACCGAGGUCACUUUGGAAGACCAUUUGAGAAAGGGCGGUGUUGGUGCCGCUCAUCCAAUUCAACCUGCCGAAUGGGGCGAAUUCCUUCACAUUCCAGGUAAACGGUUCUACAACUUCGACAACAUCAGAAAAGAGAUCGAGAAUGAGACAGCUAGAAUUGCAGGUAAGAACAAGGGAAUCAGUAGAAUACCGAUCAAUUUGAAAGUGUAUUCUCCAAAUGUCCUCAAUUUGACAAUGGUGGACUUGCCCGGUCUUACAAAAAUCCCUAUUGGCGACCAGCCAACGGAUAUCGAGAGACAGAUCAAGAACUUGAUUUUGGAAUACAUCUCGAAACCAAACUCCAUCAUUCUUGCUGUUUCUCCAGCCAACGUUGAUUUGGUUAAUUCCGAAUCUUUGAAACUUGCUAGACAGGUCGAUCCAUUGGGAAAAAGGACCAUAGGAAUUUUGUCCAAAUUGGAUCUGAUGGACCACGGGACAAAUGCCCUCGACAUCCUGACUGGCAAGGUUUAUCCUUUGAGAUUAGGUUUCAUCGGUGUGGUGAACAGAUCUCAGCAGGACAUCUCUGUAAAUAAAUCCUUGGAAGACAGUCUGAAGUCGGAGCAAGACUUUUUCCAAAACCAUCCUGCUUACAAGACCAUCGCCUCCAGAUGUGGCACCGAAUUCCUUGCUAAGACACUCAACAAGACUCUGAUGCACCAUAUCAGGGAAAGACUGCCGGAUAUCAAGGCCAAGCUGAACACUUUGAUGGGACAAACGGAACAAGAGUUGGCUUCUUAUGGGGACUUAAACAUUGUUUCCAAGGAGAACCGUGGUUCUCUCAUUUUGACCUUGAUGAACAAGUUUGCAAACAAUUUCAUCAGCUCCAUCGAGGGAAACUCGAGCGAGAUCAGCACCAAGGAGCUUUGUGGAGGUGCAAGAAUAUACUACAUCUACAACGAAGUGUUUGGAAACUCUUUGCUGGCGAUCAACCCUGUUUCGAAUCUCCCAGUGCAGGAUAUCAGAACAGCUAUCAGAAACUCCACGGGACCGAGACCGUCGCUCUUUGUUCCGGAGCUUGCUUUUGACCUUCUCGUGAAACCUCAAAUCAAGCUUUUGGAAAGUCCUUCCCAUAGAUGUGUUGAGCUGGUCUACGAAGAGCUGAUGAAAAUAUGUCAUAAUUGCGGCUCGCAAGAGCUGAGCAGAUACCCAAAGUUGCAAACCAGACUUAUAGAGACUGUGUCUGAUCUUUUGAGAGAAAGACUCGGACCAACCACCAAGUACGUUGAGAGUUUGAUUGAGAUCCAUCGCGCUUACAUCAACACUAACCAUCCCAACUUUGUGGGAGCAGCGGCAGCUAUGGCCAGUGUCGUGGAGGAGAGACAGAAACAGAAGCAGAAGCCAAAGGAACAGAAGCACAUUCCAAAUGGCACAGCUGUCACAGAAAACGGACACAAGCCUCACAAGUCUCUAGAUUCUAACUCUACAUUGGAUGAAUUUAAAGAGCUAGAGAAGAAGAGCUCUGGCCAACCUGCUCAUGGCGACAAGGAGUCGUUCUUGAACUUCUUUUUUGGUAAAGACCAAUCGCAAACUGCAUCUGGAUCGUCGUCUGCUGCCGAUCCAUUCAAAUAUGAAAGCGAGCCAGAUGGUCUGCAGUUCAAUAUUCCUUCGCAAUCCCCAAUUGAGCAAAAAAUGGAGCAUUUGAACCUGAAAGAGGACGAAGAACUAUCAGAGAGAGAACAGCUUGAGUGUGAAUUGAUCAGAAGACUGAUCAUUUCAUACUUCAGCAUUGUCAGAGAGAUGAUCCAGGAUCAGGUUCCAAAGGCUAUCAUGUGUUUGCUGGUGAAUUUCUCCAAAGAAAGUGUCCAAAACACUUUGGUUCGGAAGCUUUAUAAAGAAGAUCUUUUCGAUGAUCUUCUUUUUGAAGACGAGAACUUGAGCCAAGAAAGAGAGAAAUGCGAGAAGCUUUUGGCAACCUACAGAGAGGCUGCUUCGAUCAUCAGCGAAGUUGUUUGA
Messenger RNA from Ogataea philodendri, 2265 nucleotides. RefSeq lists its product as uncharacterized. The transcript has a single exon. Gene Ontology annotation, cellular component: cytoplasm; mitochondrion; membrane. Gene Ontology annotation, biological process: peroxisome fission; mitochondrial fission. NCBI's taxonomy places the organism in Eukaryota, Fungi, Ascomycota, Pichiomycetes, Pichiales, Pichiaceae. Gene Ontology annotation, molecular function: GTPase activity; GTP binding; microtubule binding. Bases 1 to 2265 code for a protein of 754 amino acids. The record is from RefSeq and is a predicted model, not a curated record.